GUCAGUGCGGCGUGUGUGUGUCUCACUGAGCGUGUGUGAGUGUGUGUGUGUGUGUGAGUGAGUGACACAGUUACCCGUGGUCUCUCUCGCUCUCUCUCUUUCUCUCUCCGGCUGCCGCACUUUUCCUCCCUCUCCUCUCCAGCCGCACGGACCGGGCGACACGCUCCCUACACUAACCCGGAGCCCUGGCCGCCGGUGACCCGGGGAUCCUACUUCCCCCCCCCGGACAAACAGACUCGGGCCCCGCCGGCAGGAAAGGUGGAACUAAACUACAUUCAUUGACUUGUGAGCGAUGCACUGGCAGCAUGGCCAAGUGGUUCAAGGAGCACCUAGGAUUCAAAACUACCAAAGCACCCCCUCCGGCGCCUCCGAAGCCGGACUACAGGCACUGUCACACCGGUGUGCCCGGUGCGCCUGGCUUCCAGCAGGCGAGCUCCAACGCCACCUUCCCGAGCCCCGCUCAGCCGGACAUACUCGCUGCUUACAAACUUCAGAAGGAGCUGGACUUCGAGGACCCGUACACUCCCGGCGGAAACAUUUCGUUCGGGCCGGGCUCGAACGCGGUGGGGUCGCCGGACACAAAGUACGUGUCGCCCAAGCACCGACUUAUCAAGGUGGAAACAAUCGAAAAGAGCAGCCCGGCUCCGGGCGGCGGUGUAACCGUCACACAGGCUGUCGCUGUCGGGAGCGUUAAAUCUCCCACUUCACCUCCGGUGGAGCACGACAACAAGGAGAAGCUCAUUAUCCUUGAAGACUAUGCGGACCCUUUCGAUGCUGAGCAGGCGGGUGGCACACAGACCACCACGGAGAAAGUGACAACCGAGAAUGACGGCUACAUGGAGCCGUACGAGGCCCAGAGGAUGAUGGCAGAAAUCCGAUCUUCUGGACGAGCGCAGAAGGAAGGAUCUGUGAAGCAGCUGCCCUUGUAUGACACGCCAUAUGAACCAGCCGAGAACGGCGGCGACUCGGACCAUGAGCGCUCGCGCUGCCCAAGAGAAAGCCGACUGCCCCAGGACGAUGAACGACCUCCCGAGGAGUAUGACCAACCCUGGGAGUGGAAGAAAGAGCGGAUUUCCAAAGCGUUUGCAGCUCUGCUUUGUUAUGACUGCAUUAGCUACGAGGGCUCUGUAAGUGGCACUGGAUCAGGUCCCCACAGAAGAACGGACUGCACCUCUAAAUCCCUCACAGUCCAGUUCGAUGGCGUGGACAAGUCUCGAAUGUCUCCGACCAAGGAUGGGAAGAAUCGCCCGCUGCAGCGACACUCCAGCAGCUGUCUGGUCAACACUAAAAUGACGUCGCUGGACCACUGCAGCUCCUCUCUAGGAGAGCGCAUUGACCCCACCAUGCCCCUGGAAAGCCAGUUCUGGUACCAUGGAGCGAUCAGCCGGACAGAUGCAGAGUCUCUGCUCCGGCUGUGUAAGGAGGCCAGCUAUCUGGUGAGAAACAGCGAGACCAGCAAGAACGACUACUCCCUCUCCCUAAAGAGCAGCCAGGGCUUCAUGCACAUGAAGUUGUCGCGGACAAAGGAGAACGAGUACAUCCUGGGCCAGAACAGCUGCCCGUUUGACAGCGUGCCUGAGAUCAUCCAUUUCUACUCCAGCCGCAAGCUGCCUAUCAAGGGAGCCGAACACAUGUCCCUGCUCUACCCGGUAGCCAUUAGGACACUAUAGUGCCAUGGGUCACCUGCAGGCGUCGGCCCCCUGCAGCACUCACUGGACCACCCUCAGUGGCUCCACUCUUCCCGUCCACAGCCCUGCGGGCUCAUGGGAAGACGAACAGUGGCAUCCCAAACUGCUGAUCCUCACUCACCUCAAACCUGUUUUGAAGGCCUACUGCAUACUAUCUCAUUCUUACAGACUCAAUGUUUGCAAAAAGUCUUUAUUAUUUUAUGUUAUUAUAUUCUAUUUUUAUUAUUUAUGACAGUCACCCAAUUCAUUACGUCACAGACUGAGGAACAUCAUUUCAUUUAUUCUUGAGCUGACCCCGCCUGGCACUAAGCACUCACAGAAAAAGAAAGGUACAUCAUCAGACGUAACUUCUGUUCUAACAUGUUGUACCUUCUUCCUCAGUGCGUCAUGACAGUUGUGUGUGUGUGAUUUUCUCCUGUGGUUGGGCUCUGCUGUUAUUCUAAUUGUUGUAAGGGGACUUGAAGAUUGUAAGCGCCGUGUAAGGAAAGCGACUUUAUGGGGCACGUGAGGGAUAUUGUCCACAUGGGCGCCGUACAGUGUCCAGGAUAUUGAAUACAUUUGCCGUGUUAUUAAUGGUAUUUCCCCAGCUGCACGGAGACAACAGGCCUGUGAGCUGUGCAGAUUGAUCUCUCUAUCUUGUCAUAGUGCAUGCUGUCUGCUAUCCAUCACCGCGUGGGUGUAUCACAUCAAUGACAGUGUAAGUACCAUAGUGGUGAGACAGGCAGGGGAGCGUGAUGGAUGGGUCGUCCCAUCCAACACAGUACAAUUGGCCGAGGCAAGUGACCAGAGCCUGUCCAAAUGGACCAAAUUACCCCCGCUGCCCCUGCUUAGUGUGGCUUUGCAUCGGGAGAAUGAAAUAUGCCUGCAUUGUCUACCUCAGAAAAAUCAAUUUCAUUCGCCCAUCUGCAGAUCAAUAGGUACAAUGGGAUUGCAGACAUCGAUCUGCCCCCCCCUCCCCUCGACAUUCCCAAUCCCCUCAAAAUUACAUCAUUGCUUUUAGGAAUAUGUUUUUUUAAUACAAUUAAUCCAAGAUUUUUUUUUCGAAUGAAAACAUUUUCAUUUUCAUAAAUUUUCAUCCAGAUCCGCAAUUGUAUGUGGUCACUAAUAUGAUACUAUGUGAUGUCAGUAACAAAUGUUUGGUUAAUGCCUUAUAAUGCAUGGGUCAAAUCAGUCCGCGAGAUCAGCUGAUUUCUAAUUCUGCUUUUAUCGAUUGUGCUGUGACUGUAAUUAAUUCUGGGGUAAUUGUUACUGAUGUGUUACUCCUGUGUGACGCCCCCCCCCACCGGCCUCCGCCCUCAUCGUCCUGUGCCGAUGUGAUCAUGUUUUUUGGGAACUACUCCAGCCUCUACUAACUGUGGUGCUUUGCAUUUUCGUUGCUUCAAGUUCUGCUCAAUGCACGUUUGCCUCAGUGGCCACGACUCGAGUCACGGUGUCUCCUGACCAACGGGAUCGCCGGAGCCUCACGCGAGAGACAGCGGCCUAUUCUCCUCGGACCAAUCACAACGCAGCCUGUUUGAACCGGAUUAAGACCUACUUUUGACCCGUCAUGCUUUCUGUCAUCGACCCUUUACUACCAGAUGUGCAUACGUGUGUGAAUGUGAGUGAGGAUGCAUGUGUUGGGUGCUGGUGUGCAGAUGUGCACAGACUCUCUGAGCUCUAGUGUUUUUAAACCCGCUGGUACAAACUGGUGAGAGUUAUUGAUCAGAUCUCUCUUUUUUUCUUGAACUUGAAUUAAGCAACUAUGAGUCGAAAAUGUUCCUGUCGCGGUUUCUCAUUGACCACAUUUAAUUUCAGCAACUCGCAGUAAUGACCUGUACGUGUUGGGACCUGCUCUCUGCAGUUGCAAAAUUAAAUCGUUUUUUUGUUAAUGGGCAAAUCCUAAUCAAAUAAAAAUAAAAAUGU
Molecule: messenger RNA, 3590 nt
Organism: Pleuronectes platessa (European plaice)
Lineage: Eukaryota; Metazoa; Chordata; Actinopteri; Pleuronectiformes; Pleuronectidae
Product: SH2 domain-containing adapter protein F
Exons: 7
Coding region: 306-1670 (454 amino acids)
Molecular function (GO): phosphotyrosine residue binding
Source: RefSeq, a predicted model, not a curated record